UCAAAAGACUCGUUGCCCAAUGAAUAACAGGGCGGGCCUAGAGUGGCGGCGGCUUCUGCCAAUGCUCAGACAGCGAGGGCGGAGCGUCGGGAGCGAGCCUCUGACGGCGGGCGGCGUGUGACGCAGUCGGGCCCUCUGCGCGCUGCGCCCGAAGCGGCGGUCGGUGGCGGUGGUGGUAGCGGCGGCGACAGUUUCGUGGCGGCCGCGCGCUGCUCUCUGAGCGGCGGGUGGUGGACGGGCCUAGGCCUUUACUCCUGACACCUCCCUUCCCCCACCGCACCGCGCCUAAUGGAAGAUAUUGAGCAAAAUCCAGAUGCUUUUUACUAGAGCAGCAAACAACUCAUACACUCAAGUGGCAGCUAUCUGAAGCAAAGACUCAUUUUGAAGAUGUUUAAUAAGUCAUUUGGAACGCCCUUUGGGGGUGGCACUGGUGGCUUUGGCACAACUUCAACAUUUGGGCAGAGUACUGGUUUUGGUACUACUAGUGGAGGGGCUUUUGGAACAUCUGCAUUUGGUUCUAGCAACAAUACUGGAGGCCUCUUUGGAAAUUCACAGACCAAACCAGGAGGAUUAUUUGGUACUAAUUCAUUUAGUCAGCCAGCUACUUCCACAAGCACUGGCUUUGGGUUUGGCACAUCAACAGGAACAUCAAAUAGCUUGUUUGGAACUGCAAGUACAGGGACUAGUCUCUUCUCAUCCCAAAACAAUGCCUUUGCACAAAAUAAACCAACUGGCUUCGGAAAUUUUGGAACAAGUACCAGCAGUGGGGGACUUUUUGGUACUACAAAUACCACCUCCAAUCCUUUUGGUAGUACAUCUGGCUCCCUCUUUGGGCCGAGUAGUUUUACAGCUGCUCCCACUGGGACUACAAUUAAGUUUAAUCCUCCGACUGGUACAGAUACUAUGGUUAAAGCUGGAGUUAGCACUAACAUCAGUACCAAGCACCAGUGUAUUACUGCUAUGAAAGAAUAUGAAAGCAAGUCUCUAGAGGAACUUCGUUUAGAGGAUUAUCAGGCUAACCGGAAAGGCCCGCAGAACCAGGUGGGAGCAGGUACCACAUCUGGCUUGUUUGGGUCUUCUCCAGCCACCUCCAGUGCAACAGGACUCUUCAGCUCCUCUACCACUAACUCAGGCUUUGCAUAUGGUCAGAACAAAACAGCCUUUGGAACUAGUACAACUGGGUUUGGAACAAAUCCGGGUGGUCUCUUUGGCCAACAGAAUCAGCAGACUACCAGCCUCUUCAGUAAACCAUUUGGCCAGGCCACAACCACCCAGAACACUGGCUUUUCCUUUGGUAAUACCAGCACACUAGGACAGCCAAGUACUAAUACCAUGGGUUUAUUUGGAGUAACCCAAGCCUCACAGCCUGGAGGUCUUUUUGGGACAGCUACAAACACCAGCACUGGGACAGCAUUUGGAACAGGAACAGGUCUCUUUGGGCAGCCCAAUACUGGAUUUGGUGCUGUCGGUUCGACCCUGUUUGGCAAUAACAAGCUUACUACAUUUGGAACCAGCACAACCAGUGCUCCUUCAUUUGGUACAACCAGUGGCGGGCUCUUUGGUAACAAACCAACCCUGACUUUAGGAACCAAUACAAACACUUCCAAUUUUGGUUUCGGCACAAAUACCAGUGGGAGUAGUAUUUUUGGAAGUAAACCAGGACCUGGGACUCUGGGAACUGGCCUUGGUGCAGGAUUUGGAACAGCUCUUGGUGCUGGACAGGCAUCUUUGUUUGGGAACAACCAACCUAAGAUCGGAGGGCCUCUUGGUACAGGAGCCUUUGGGGCCCCUGGAUUUAAUACUACGACAGCUACUUUGGGCUUUGGAGCCCCCCAGGCCCCAGUAGCUUUGACAGAUCCCAAUGCUUCUGCUGCCCAGCAAGCUGUUCUCCAGCAGCAUAUCAAUAGUCUAACAUACUCACCUUUUGGAGAUUCUCCUCUCUUCCGGAAUCCCAUGUCAGACCCUAAAAAGAAAGAAGAGAGAUUGAAACCAACAAAUCCAGCAGCCCAGAAGGCUCUCACUACACCCACUCAUUAUAAACUAACACCCCGUCCUGCCACCAGAGUUCGACCAAAGGCUUUACAGACAACAGGCACAGCGAAGUCCCAUCUGUUUGAUGGGCUGGAUGAUGAUGAGCCAUCCUUAGCCAAUGGAGCAUUCAUGCCUAAGAAGAGCAUUAAGAAGUUGGUUUUGAAAAACCUUAACAACAGCAAUCUCUUUUCUCCUGUUAAUCGUGACUCCGAAGAUCUCGCUUCACCAUCUGAUUAUCCAGAAAAUGGGGAGAGGUUCAGUUUCCUGAGCAAACCUGUUGAUGAGAACCAUCAGCAGGAUGGAGAUGAUGAUUCUCUUGUGUCACGUUUUUAUACUAACCCUAUUGCCAAACCCAUUCCUCAAACCCCAGAGAGUGCUGGAAAUAAACACAACAGCAGUAGCAGUGUGGAUGAUACCAUUGUUGCACUAAACAUGCGUGCUGCCUUGCGAAAUGGGCUGGAAGGAAGCAGUGAAGAGACCUCUUUUCAUGAGGAGUCACUGCAGGAUGACAGAGAAGAAAUAGAAAAUAAUGCUUACCAUGUGCAUCCAGCAGGCAUUGUUCUCACUAAGGUUGGUUACUACACUAUUCCAUCUAUGGAUGACCUUGCCAAAAUUACCAAUGAAAAAGGAGAAUGCAUUGUCUCUGACUUCACUAUUGGUCGUAAAGGUUAUGGUUCAAUCUAUUUUGAAGGAGAUGUGAAUUUGACAAAUCUAAAUUUGGAUGAUAUUGUGCAUAUUCGAAGGAAAGAAGUGAUUGUCUACUUAGAUGAUAACCAAAAACCACCUGUGGGUGAAGGGCUAAAUAGGAAGGCCGAAGUUACACUGGAUGGAGUUUGGCCAACAGAUAAAACAUCUCGCUGUUUAAUAAAGAGCCCAGAUCGACUUGCUGAUAUGAACUAUGAGGGCAGAUUGGAAGCAGUUUCAAGGAAACAGGGAGCUCAAUUCAAAGAGUACCGUCCCGAAACAGGUUCUUGGGUGUUUAAGGUCUCCCAUUUCUCUAAGUAUGGCCUUCAGGAUUCUGAUGAAGAAGAGGAGGAACGGCCAUCCAAAACUAGUACAAAGAAGUUGAAGACUGCCCCUUUGCCUCCUGCAGGCCAGGCCACCCCAUUCCAGAUGGCUCUUAAUGGCAAGCCAGCACCUCCACCCCAGAGCCAGAGCCCAGAGGUGGAGCAGUUAGGGAGGGUUGUGGAACUGGACAGUGACAUGGUAGAUAUCACCCAGGAGCCAGUUUUGGAUUCCAUGUUAGAAGAGUGCGUGCCUGAGGAUCAGGAACCUGUGUCUGCCUCAACACACAUUGCAUCUUCACUGGGAAUUAAUCCACAUGUCUUACAGAUCAUGAAAGCAUCAUUGCUUGCUGAUGAAGAAGAUGUAGAUACGGUCAUGGAUCAACGCUUCAGUCACCUUCCUUCUAAAACAGAUACUUCUCAAGAAAUCUGUUCUCCCAGACUCCCCAUUUCAGCAUCCCACUCGUCAAAAUCCCGUUCUUUAGUUGGUGGGUUACUACAAUCAAAGUUUACCAGUGGAGCUUUUCUUUCACCAAGUGCCUCUGUACAAGAAUGUCGCACCCCCAGAGCAUCGUCUUUGAUGAAUAUUCCAUCCACAUGCCCUUGGUCUGUCCCUCCACCCCUCACCUCUGUGUUUACGGUGCCCAGCCCAGCCCCUGAAGUUCAGUUGAAAACCGUGGGUACACGUAGACAACCAGGCCUAGUCCCUCUUGAAAAGUCUGUCACCUAUGGCAAGGGGAAACUCUUGAUGGAUAUGGCUCUGUUUAUGGGACGCUCAUUUCGAGUUGGUUGGGGCCCCAACUGGACUCUUGCUAAUAGUGGAGAACAGCUGAGUGGCUGUCAUGAACUGGAAAAUCAUCAAAAUGCCGAUUCUAUGGAAUAUGGAUUCCUGCCUAAUCCAGUAGCUGUUAAAUUCCUAACAGAGUCUCCAUUCAAAGUUCGUUUGGAAAAACUCAGUUUGAGACAAAAGCCAGAUGAAGACCUGCAGUUAUACCAAAUACCUCUGGAGCUCAAAUUAAAGCACAGCACUGUCCAUGUAGAUGAGCUGUGUCCUCUCAUUGUCCCUAAUCCAGGAGUUGCUGUCAUUCAUGACUAUGCAAAUUGGGUUAAGAAAGCAUCUGGAGACUUUUUAGAAGCACAAAUUGUGAAGCACUGGAGCCUAGCAUGGACAUUAUGUGAAGCCUUAUGGGGCCACCUGAAGGAGACUGACAGCCAGCUAGAUGAACCCAAUGAAUACAUUCAGAUUCUGGAGCGAAGAAGAACUUUCUCUCGCUGGCUAUCCUAUACUGCCGCACCUCAAAUUGAGGAGGAAGUCUCCUUAACCCGAAAAGACAAGCCUGUGGAGGCUGUCUUCAGCUACCUCACAGGCAAGAGGAUCAGUGAGGCCUGCUCUCUGGCCCAGCAGUCAGGUGAUCAUCGUCUUGCCCUUCUUUUAUCCCAGUUGGUGGGCAGCCAGUCGAUCCGGGAGCUGCUUACCAUGCAGCUGGUGGAUUGGCAUCAGCUCCAGGCUAACUCUUUCAUCCAGGACGAGAGACUGCGGAUCUUUGCCUUGUUGGCUGGAAAACCGGUAUGGCAGGUCUCCGAGGAGAGGCAAAUCAACGUGUGCUCACAGUUGGACUGGAAACGCUCCCUCGCUGUCCAUCUUUGGUAUUUGCUUCCACCGACAGCCUCCAUUUCCAGGGCACUCAGCAUGUACGAAGAAGCAUUUCAGAAUUCUUCUGAGGCUGAGAGUUAUGCCUGCUCCCCACUUCCUUCAUACCUAGAAGGCUCUGGCUGUGUGAUAGAGGAGGAGAAAAACUCACAGAGACCACUUCAAGAUGUCUGCUUUCACCUUCUAAAACUCUACAGUGACAGACAUUAUGAUCUCAACCAGCUGUUGGAGCCUCGAAGCAUAACAGCAGAUCCUUUGGAUUACCGCCUAAGCUGGCACUUGUGGGAGGUGCUGCGGGCUCUUAACUAUACUCAUCUCUCAGACCAGUGUGAGGGUGUGCUGCAGGCCAGUUUUGCUGGCCAACUGGAAAGUGAGGGCCUCUGGGAGUGGGCCAUCUUUGUCUUCCUGCAUAUUGACAACUCAAGCGUGCGUGAGAAUGCUGUUCGAGAGCUGCUUACCCGGCACUGCCAACUAUUGGAGACCCCUGAGUCUUGGGCUAAGGAGACUUUCCUGACCCAAAAGCUUUGUGUGCCUGCUGAGUGGAUUAAUGAGGCCAAAGCAGUGAGAGCACACAUGGAAUCUGACAAGCAUUUGGAGGCCCUCUAUUUGUUUAAAGCUGGACACUGGAACCGCUGCCACAAACUCGUCAUCAGGCACUUAGCUUCUGAUGCCAUCAUUAAUGAGAACUAUGACUACCUGAAGGGGUUCUUGGAAGACCUGGCACCUCCAGAGCGCAGCAGCCUAAUCCAGGACUGGGAAACAUCAGGACUUGUUUACUUGGACUAUAUUCGGGUCAUGGAGAUGCUUCACCAGAUACAGCAGAUGGAUUGCUCGGUUUAUGAGAUGGAGCAGUUACACACCAAAGUGACCUCACUGUGCAACCGCAUACAGCAGAUCCAGUGUUACAAUGCCAAGGAUCGCCUGGCCCAGUCAGACAUGGCCAAACGUGUAGCCAACCUGCUGCGGGUGGUGUGGAGCCUUCGGCAUGCCCCUGAUGCAACCUCCGACUCAACACCAGACCCUCAGCGAGUCCCUUUGCGUCUCUUGGCUCCCCACGUUGGCCGACUCCCCAUGCCUGAGGACUAUGCCUUGGAGGAACUGCGUGGUCUCACACAGUCCUACCUGCGAGAAUUGACUGUUGGAAGCCAGUGAACCCCAAGUUCCUCCCAACACACUCACAUGCUCAUUCACACUCACCACACAAAGAUCCUUUGCAUUGAGUUGAUUGGCACUGUUUGCCAUUCUCUUGGUUAGCUGUGGAAUCCAUCCUGUUUUCCUGCUGCCCCAAGCAGCAGCCUCCAUUUGUUCAGGGCUUUUCUUAAUACUGAACAAAACGUAAGGGCUUUUGGAACCCAAAAAGGAGUCAAGCCUCUUUUUACCAUCCUUAAAAAACCGUUUUUUUUUUUUUUUUUUUUUCUUUUGAAAAAUGAUCAAUAAAACACCUUUGGCAGAAUCCCCCCCAGAGAACCAGGGAAUCCUUUUCCACUCUCAGCCAUUCUGGAUCUUGUGGCCCUCCAUGCCAGCCUGCUACCCUACUCCUACCUCAGCCCUUUUAUACUAGGACAAAUGUGUUAAUCAAAGACUGUCCUUCCUUAACAGAUGAACUAUCCACACAAGGAAGGAGAAUCUGUCUCUUAAGUAGGUUGAUGACUUAACACUGUUUUAGAGUCCAAAGAGGGUUGGACUGAGUUAGGAAGCAGUAACAGGGUCUUUCUGACUCAUUUAGGGUAGAAGUCCGUGCCUGCCGUGGAGGGAUGAAUCUUCAAGGCUUGUUUGUUCUGCCUUGAAUGUUGCAUGAACACCAAACCUUUCCUGCUACCAUGUGCAGGAACUCUUAGUCACAGACCCCAUGUCUCUGGGAAGCUCCAGAACUCAGUUUGAUCCCUGGUUUUCAGUCAUCUUGCUAGGCCUCCAUUCUGGAUUUCCCUGAAGAGUUUGGAUAAAACAUGGCAGGUUGGGUAGCCCUCCUCAUCCUUUCUCUUCUAGCCCAAAGCAUUUCCUACCCAUUGUCUACAGCCCUAGAACAUAAAACCAUUACUGAGGCA
Molecule: messenger RNA, 6731 nt
Organism: Acinonyx jubatus (cheetah)
Lineage: Eukaryota; Metazoa; Chordata; Mammalia; Carnivora; Felidae
Gene: NUP98
Product: nucleoporin 98 and 96 precursor
Exons: 34
Coding region: 388-5838 (1816 amino acids)
Biological process (GO): post-transcriptional tethering of RNA polymerase II gene DNA at nuclear periphery; protein import into nucleus; RNA export from nucleus
Cellular component (GO): nuclear pore cytoplasmic filaments; nuclear pore
Molecular function (GO): structural constituent of nuclear pore
Source: RefSeq, a predicted model, not a curated record